UCAGUCGGCUCACUAUAUCGUCAAUUGGAGCAGAGGUGAUGUUAGAGUAGGGCUGUGAUAAACGGCGUGAGGAUUUCGGAAUACGCUUGCUGUUGCACUGUUCUGCUGAUGAGCGAAGAGUGAUUUAUUGUUUGUGAUUCUCACCUGUGCUUUCGGCGCUCUUUGAUGUUACAGCCGAACCAAUGCUGUAACGGAUCGGAAGAUAAGAACAUUUCAAAAUGGCGUCGCUAAUUUCAGCACUGGUGAUUCUGAUUUCAACGACGGUCAUCAGUUGUCAGAAUAUCACAUUUAGGAUCACAGAAGGAGAAGAAGCCCCCGUCCUGGUUGGCAAUGUGGCUAGCGCGUCUAAUCUUCAACAACAGGUUGGGGAGACCGAGUUUCGAGCCCUGCGGUACGGCAUUGUCUCUCAGGACAGCAAGGUGGAUACCUUCUUCAGUGUUGAUGAAACAUCGGGAGAAAUAUUCACAUCCGACGUGUUGGACCGUGAGAGUUUUUGUGAACAUGUGUCAGUGUGUUUGUUAUCCCUGGAUAUAGCCGCGCAGUCAUCUAGAAGCGCCUUUUUCAGAAAAAUCACAGUCAGCAUCAACCUGAAAGAUAUUAACGAUAACCCACCACGUUUCGGGAAUUCAGAAUUUCGAUACAACCUGUCUGAAAGCGCAUCAGUGGGAACAAAGAUUUCGCUCCCGCUUGCAACAGAUAAAGACUCGAAUGAACAGAACAUUGUGCAGUAUUAUCAACUUUCACCCAGUUCUCUGACAUUCGCUCUUGAUCCUGUUACAACAGAUGGUAAAAUUUCUAGCUUGUCAUUAUCUCUGACAGGUGAAAUUGACAGAGAAUCUCAAGAUGAAUAUGCAUUCAUUCUAAAAGCUACUGACGGUGGGAGUCCUACAAGGACAGGUACUCUCUCCGUAAUUAUUAAUAUAAUCGACGAAAAUGACAAUGAACCUGUUUUCCAGCGUGGUAUCUAUGAAUCCACUCUUCCAGAGAGUGCAGCUAUUGACUCUACCGUGGUGCAAGUGUCAGCUGUCGACAUCGACAUGGAGGACAACGCUAAAAUAUCCUAUUUUUUCUCAACACCAACACAAGAACGAGUUUUGAAACAUUUUUCGAUCGACGAACCAACGGGGCUUAUUAAAGUCAAAUCUACAUUGAACUCUGAAGGUGGUUCAGUCUUUGAUUUCCAAGUUAAAGCAGUUGAUCACGGAAACCCUCGGCUGUUUGCGGAGGCUCAAGUUAUCGUCGCUGUUACCGACAACGUUAAUGACCCCCCUGUGAUUGACGUAAAGUUGUUGUUUGCUGAGGAUGGUGCUGCUGCUGUUCCAGAGUCGUCUACCAUUGGUAGAACUGCAGUGUUGAUUUCUGUGAAGGAUUCCGAUUCGGGGAGAAAUGGAUUGGUUGCCUGUCAAAUCAGUGGUCAAUAUUUCCAGCUCCAGAAACUUGAACAAACGGAAUACAGAGUGAUUGUUGCGAGGUCGUUAGAUAGGGAAGGAGUGCACGUGCAUAACGUGACGGUCACGUGUCAGGACCAGGGCACGCCCCCUUUGUCUUCCUACCAGGAGUUCCUGAUCCGUGUGACGGACGAUAAUGACAACCCCCCGGUGUUUUCACAAGAAAAAUACUUCAAGAGUAUUGACGAAAACAACGCUUUUCCGGUGUCACUGGGAGACGUUAAAGCGAGCGAUAAAGACUUUGGUACAAAUGGUGAAAUCGAGUACAAACUUGAUGCUGUUGCUUCUCAGGCUUUCAAUGUUGACGAAUCCACUGGUGAAAUUUCGGCCAUCAAGACAUUUGAUAGGGAGGCGGUACCGAAAUAUACAUUUAAGGUGUUUGCAAUGGACAAGGGCGAGGUGCCGUUGACAGGAACGACCACCGUAGUUGUCAACAUCGGCGACAGGAACGACCAGAGUCCUACCUUCUCUAACGCAUCGUACGUGUUCUCCGCGAAGGAGAACUCUCCAGUAGGAACUUUCAUUGGUAAAGUUAAAGCGAUAGACUCAGAUGUUGGUAAAGGAGGUGAAGUGCAAUACACACUACGCGGUUCUCCUGUGAACGGUGUCAUACCUUUCACCGUUAACGCCAAGGGUGAAAUCAGCACCGCGGCUGAAAUUGACUACGAAUCGAUGGAAACGUACAAUUUCGACAUCCUAGCUUCAGAUCUUGGCACCCCGCCACAGAUAACAUCAGUGCCAAUCAAAAUCCGUAUCCUUGACGACAAUGACAACCAUCCCGAAAUCAAUUUCCCCGUGCCAACUAACGACUCAAUUUCAAUCCCCGUCAAUAUGGAACCUGGAACAGAAAUUGCCAUCGUCCAAGCCUAUGACUUGGACUCAGGCCUCAAUGGGUGGCUCACCUACUCAAUCGUCACAGCUAAUCAAACCGGCUUGUUUCAAAUCAGCACGAGCAGCGGGGUCAUCAAACUCGGCCGUGCAAUCACGGACGGUGAUGUUAAGAAGUACAACAUCAACAUCAGUGUUCAUGACGACGGCACCCCCCAGAGAGCCACCUACGCCGUCCUUAACGUCGAAAUCGUUCACGCAGACGCUUCUACAGCGACGGCUGGUGACACGAACAUGAAAAUCGUCAUUGUCCUCGUGUGUAUAACAUCUAUAUUAGCUAUUGUUGUCCUUGGAACUCUAUUGACUAUUAGAUACGUGGACAAUAGGCGCAAAUACAAAGAAUACUCCGAUAGCGAGAAGAUCCAAUAUUCCUCCGCAAAAUCAUCUUCCAAGAACAGUAAAAAGGAAUUUAAUGAAUUAAGACCAGGUAUUAUUCUGGUUACAGAGGGCAAUAAACUGACGAAGAAGACUGUGACAUUUAAAAAUGAUACUAAAGACAUUAAAAGUGACGUUUUCGCUACAGAGGAGUCGCAAUACAACCAAAUGAGGCAUUUGAGUGAAAGUCAAAAUAGCGGCAAUAGAACGUCACCAGCUAAAGCUAAUAAAAAGCCGCGAGUGCCAUCUUCAUCCAACUCUACAGAUGGGGAGGUCAGUGUGGUGGAUAUUCUCCAUCAACACAAGGCAUUAGUACAGUCUCUCCGCUUAAAGAAGACCCCCAGUAAUGCAAAAGAUGGCGAAAAGGACCCGGAUGUUUGGAGUGACACAUCAGGGGAGACAAUCGGAACAGAUAGCGGCCAUGGCGGAAGUGACCUAGAUAUGAACAAUAGUCUCAAGAUGUCCGUUUGAUUCAAAGGCUUCCAGACACCUGUUCAGCUUUAACCAAGCGUCAGCAUUAUCACGUGUCACGUGCCAGUGACUACGUGUUCAUUUCAUAUCAUGAUCGACACUGUCAGUGUCAAUACUCCACGCAUGAAAUCGACACAAGUAAAAAAACAAUUGAUCAACAAGUUCAUCGAAUUCGUGAAAUAUCUCCUGAAUGUGUUUCUAAAGUGGGAAAAAAGGUCCAGAUCGAGAGACAUUUAUACGGUCACCGUUGACAAAUUAUAAGCAUUCAUCUUUUUGCUUUGAUUUUAUUGAUAUAUUUUAUACAUAAUAUAUACACAAAGGUGUCAAUACAUAAUAUAUGCAACGAUGUGAAAAUAUGGGUAAAAUGUACAUAAUGAUUUAGCAUAAAUUCACCAUGUGCCCAAAGUGCAUAAUCUGUUCCACUGACCGAAAACUUACACUGUCGUAAAUUACAUGAAAAGCAUGCUCAUUUCAUGUGUCCAUCAUUAUUGAUACCAUUGUCCCACUUGUUCAUUCUUGUUCAUUGCCGUUAUUCAGAUGUACAUUUCUUCAUUGUUUGUAAAUAGCACUUGUUAAUUUUGUACGUUUACACUGUUAUUGUUAAUAAAUUGACCACUGAAUAUA
Molecule: messenger RNA, 3806 nt
Organism: Haliotis rufescens (red abalone)
Lineage: Eukaryota; Metazoa; Mollusca; Gastropoda; Lepetellida; Haliotidae
Product: protocadherin-9-like
Exons: 5
Coding region: 219-3182 (987 amino acids)
Biological process (GO): homophilic cell-cell adhesion
Cellular component (GO): plasma membrane
Molecular function (GO): calcium ion binding
Source: RefSeq, a predicted model, not a curated record